Sorex araneus (European shrew) is the source of this 4415-nucleotide messenger RNA. It is a transcript of the gene PROSER1, whose product is annotated as proline and serine rich 1. NCBI's taxonomy places the organism in Eukaryota, Metazoa, Chordata, Mammalia, Eulipotyphla, Soricidae. The record is from RefSeq and is a predicted model, not a curated record. Bases 299 to 3061 code for a protein of 920 amino acids. The transcript is spliced from 13 exons.
CGGCGCGGCGGCGGGGCCCGCGGCGCGGCGGGGUCGGCGACCCGGCUCUCCGCCGGGCGUCUGCGAGCUUUGUGUCGGGAGCGGGGGAGCCCGGGGGGCUGUUCGGAAUGGAAAGUUUCGGGAAGUCUCCGUUUUGGGGUGUUUUUGCAAGAGUUUGAAGUACUCUACCUCUGCGCGUCCGCGCCCCGGCCCCCGGCUCUCUUCCUCCGGAGCUGGAAACAUUGAUUAUUUUUAACUGUCGGAGCGGACGGAGACGCAUGGUUUGUAAUCGAACGUGAGCCACGUUGUGAUUGCCAAGAUGGACAAAAAGUCCUUUGAGACGGUGCUGGAUGAAAUUAGAAAGGCUGUUUUGACAGAGUAUAAAUUAAAAGCAAUUGAAUAUGUACAUGGAUAUUUCUCUAGUGAACAGGUGGUUGAUUUACUGAGAUAUUUCUCCUGGGCUGAGCCUCAGUUGAAGGCAAUGAAAGCUUUACAACAUAAAAUGGUGGCUGUACACCCGGCAGAAGUGGUCAAUAUACUCAAUUGUUUCACCUUCAGUAAAGACAAACUAGUUGCUCUUGAACUAUUAGCCUCAAAUAUUGUUGAUGCUCAGAAUUCUCGUCCCAUUGAAGAUUUAUUCAGGAUAAAUAUGUCUGAGAAGAAACGGUGUAAGAGAGUACUUGAACAGGCUUUCAAGGGGGGCUGCAAAGCUCCUCAUGCAAUGAUAUCUUCUUGUGGGACAAUCCCGGGAAAUCCAUAUCCCAAAGGAAAACCAAGUCGCAUCAAUGGAAUUUUUCCAGGAACCCCUUUGAAAAAAGAUGGUGAAGAAUGUACCAAUGAAGGCAAAGGAAUUGCUGCACGAAUUCUUGGGCCAUCAAAACCACCUCCUUCAACGUACAAUCCACACAAACCUGUUCCUUAUCCAAUACCUCCAUGUCGGCCACAUGCAACUAUUGCACCAAGUGCUUAUAACAACGCGGGUUUGGUACCUUUAGCCAAUGUCAUAGCUCCUGGUGUACCCCCUCCACCUCCAUAUACUCCUAAUCCGAUAGGAACAGAAAAUGAAGAUGUUUCUAAUCAGUCAAAACCUCCACAGAAUCAAGCGUUUCCUGCCCCCGCGAGUCAGCUGUUUCCUCCCCACGGCUCGAGCCCCGCGACGCCCGCCGCCGCGCCAGUCCCCGCGGCAUCCCCGGUCAAGGCAGCGGCGCCGGGCGCAGUGCUGCCUGUGUUCGCGGGCCAGGUGACCGCUGGCCAGGUGACCGCCGGCCAGGUGUCCGCGGGCGCCCCCGGCCCGCAGCCGCCCGCGCCCAGCCCCACAGUCAUCAGGGCCCCGGCGCUGCCCGCUGCGCCCGCGACCCCCGCGCACAGCACGGCCGCGCCCGGCCCCUCGGCGCUUGUCGGCCUCGGGCCCCCGCCAGGGCCACCAGCCGCCCCUUCCCCGGCCCCGCCGGCCGCCUCCACGCCGCGCGCCGCCCCAGCUGCCCACGAGCCCUUCGCGUCCACUCCGGCCCCGUUCGCGAAUCUCCCCUUCCCGGCUACGUCCAGCGCCGCGCCCACCGCCCCCAGCUCGGCCUCGCUGUCGGCCGUGUUCGCAGGGCUCCCAGUGGCUCUGGCCCCCACGACCCAGGCGCCGCCCGCCCCGGCCCCGGCCCCGGCCCCAGUGGGGAUGGCCAGCGCGCCGGGCCCGAGCGGCGCCGCCCUGGGCGUGGGCAGCCCCCUCCUGUCGGCCCUGAAGGGCUUCCUGGCGUCCAGCGACGGCCUGGCGGGCUCGUCCGCGCUGUCCUCAGCCCCCAGCGGCCUGGCCCCGCUCGCCUCCCUGCAGGCCCCCAGCGCCGACCCCGCCGCGCCCGCGCCCAAGUGCUAUGCGCCCGCCGGGUCCGCGCCACCGCGCUCAGCCACACCCGGCCUGGCGGUGUUCCCCGGCCUGCCCGCGCCCGCCCCCUCUGGCGCCCCCAGCGCCCCCUCGGCCGCGCCCGCGUCUGCCCAGGCGCCCCUCCCGCCCACCCCUGCUGCCUCCUCCGCACUGCCCGCCAGCGGCCCCGCCGCCCCCCUGCUGCACAGCACCCACCCGGGCAGCACCGAGCUGCACCUAGCCUCCACCCCUGCCCCCGCCACCACCCUGCCCGUCAUGGUCAAGACCGAGCCCACCAGCCCCACCCCGUCCGCCUUCAAGGGCCCCGCCGCCCCCACGCAUGGCGCCCUGGGGUUGUCGGGGCCGCUGGGCCGCGCGUACACGUCUGCGUCCGUGCCCAUCAGCCUGGCGACCUGCCUUAACCCCGCCUUGGCAGGGUUGUCCACCCUGAGCGCGCCCCUCAACGUCUCGAACCCCCUGUCCUCCGCGCCCAUAGCGCCCGUCUUUCCUGCGCUGCCGCCCUUCACCUCCCUGACCAGCACCUUCCCGCUUGGCGGGACCCCCGCCCUCAACCCUCCUGCAACCCUCCCAGGGCCGGGCCCGCUCCUGGCCACCUCGGCCAGCGCCGUUGCCUCGGCCCUGCCGCCCGCUUCCACCGCCGCGCCCGUGUCGGCGCCCUUCCCACUCGGGCUGUCCACGGCCGUGCCCUCGCUCUUCUCCGUGGCCCAGGGGCCUCUGCAGGCCUCCACGCCCUCCUACCCCGGCUUCUCCGUCGCCAACGCCCCCAGUGCCACCCCGACCCUCCCCUCGUUCCCCGGCCUGCAGGCACCAGCCACGGUGGCCGCGGUGACCGCGCUCCCCGUAGCAGCCACCGCCCCGUCACCAGCUCCCGUCCUGCCGGGGUUCGCUUCUGCGUUCAGCUCCAAUUUCAACUCUGCUCUCGUCGCACAAGCCGGCUUAUCAUCUGGACUUCAAGCUGCAGGCAGUUCUGUUUUUCCAGGCCUUCUGUCCCUCCCAGGGAUUCCUGGCUUUUCCCAGAAUCCUUCGCAGUCAUCCUUGCAAGAAUUACAGCAUAAUGCAGCAGCCCAGUCAGCUUUGUUACAGCAGGUCCACUCGGCUUCAGUUCUGGAAAGCUACCCAGCUCAGCCUGAUGGGUUUCCUAGUUACCCGUCAACACCUGGAACAGCGUUUUCUUUGCAACCUGGCCUGUCCCAGAGUGGGUGGCAGUGAAUCUGUUUUAACUUUGUAUUCUGCUCUAUAAGAACAUCAGAAUUGCCCAAGGACUGCAGUGAAGGACAAUCUGACAGAUGUGGAGUUGGCCACAAGUUUAAAAAAGAAGAAAAAGAAGAGACUGCAGAUAACCCUAGGGAAUUGAAAUGAUGGUUUUAAAAUCACAUUUUUAAUAAUGGUUUUAAAUAUGAACACUCCCCAGUGUAAAUAAGCUGACAAUAAAUUGUGCGGAGAAUAGUUUUAAGGUGUUUGGGAACUUUUCACCUCCCAUCCUAUCAAAGUUUGAGAUGUGUAUGUGAUCUAUGUAAGAACAUGAAAGAGGAGAUUGAACUCUUUAUAACCGAAUACAGCCUUAAAUCUGCUUGUAUAGCAUCCACUGACAGAGUAAUAGUUGUGCCUCAGACUUAAGGGUUGCAUGUGGCCCUGAGGGAGUCAUUACCCUUGGUAUGCAUGAAUGGUUCCUUCAGGCAUCACUGGAACACAUUACUCCAUAUGUAUCCACAGAAGGAUCUCGGGAACCCAGUUAUUUUACUAAUCCUGACAUAUAAAUAUAUAUAUGUGUGUGUAUACAUAUAUAUACACACACACGCACACACACAUAUAUAUAUAUAUAUACUGCUGAAGUUAACUCAGUGUAUUUCAGGUAAGUGAAAAUGGUGCUUAAUAUAGUCUUUAGAAUGACUUUCAGGUGAUUUCAACUAAAAAUAUAUGUGUGUGUGUAUAUAUAUGUAUAGAUAUAUAUACACAUACAUAUAUAUAUAUGUAUAUAUAUCCAGAACUGCUUUACUACAGAAAUGCAAAUAAGGUUUCUGAUCAUUUGCCUUCAAGACGUAUUAAUCUCAGCAGUAUCCAAAUGGGGGAACAUGUGACUGACUGACCCUUGGGCCAUCUCUAUUACUCCGAGUUCUCUGGAAGCUCUUGGUGAAUGUUUACAAUCACGGGACGUAGAAUUUCUGCUCACACGAAAGUGGAAGCUUAUCUAAGAUAAUUAUGUGACAACAGAUAGAGAAGACUUGCUCUGUUAGUAACCCUGCAGUGUAUACUCUAAGGAUCUGUGGUAGUAUAACCUGAUUGAAUGUCAUUAAUUUAAGAGUAAUAACUGCCACAUGUGGGAUGGUGGGGGAGUGGGAAGAAUAACUCCCAAUCCUGUGAUGGAGAGUGUAAACUAUAGAAUCUACUGUAGUCCAUUUCAGCACCUAGAAAUUUUACUUUUAUAAAGAUGGCGUCUGAAAGAUGUUGCUAAUGUAUUUUCCUUCAACUGUGGGGAACAAACUUUUUAAGUAUAUUAAUAAAUAUUCCUGUAUGGUUAGUUUUUAACAAUUUUUUAAAAUAAACUUUAUGGAUAUGACAAAUA